AUGACUCUGCCAAAGCUGACCAGCACAAGCGACCAUGAACCGGAAUCUGGGCGUCGUCAAGGUCAAGCUGCGGUGUACGGUGGCGCCACGCAGUAUCGGAGCCAAGCUCACAAGUUGGCCACGCUCGUCAUGAUGACCACGGGCAGCGCCAACGCCGCCAUGUUUCCCAUGAUGUUCAUCUUUUACGGAGGAGUGCCAUUCCUGCUGGCGUACCUGGUCCUGCUGAUGACCGUGGCGAUGCCCAUGAUGCAACUGGAGAGCAACCUGGCCCAGUUUGCUGGGGACGGCAACUGUGGCAUCUUCAGCACGGUUCCGCUGUUCCUUGGCACGGGCUACGCUCUGACGCUAUACGUGAUUCUGCACGUGGUCGCCGACUCGCUUCCCCUGUCCGACGUGCUGCUGCAGAUCGCUGGAGUCGGUGGCUCCUCCGUUCCGUGGCCAGGCUCCUGUCCGGGUGGCUUGACGGCCAAUAACCGCACCUGUUACGCCAUCAAACACGGAUCUGUCCCGUGCCGAUCGUUGCGCAGUCGAUUCGUGGACUCUUUCCGGCGGCUGUCGCUCGGAGAAGGCGUGCCUCUUCUGCACGGCGACCAGGUGGCGCUGGUGCCGUCCAAGUCGUACCAGCAAGAGGCCGCCGAAUGCAUGCCCGAUCUGUACACACCGUUGCCGCCGUAUGACUUUCGACGUCAGCAAGCACUUGUGGAACACACGUUCGACAACAUACGGGUGCAGCCUCUGCUGUCGAUGGCCGCCAUCUGGGUGUUGGUGUUCACCCUCGCCCACGUUGGAUUCAUCCGGCUCAAGAAUUUCUUUUACGUGGUGCUGGGCCUGCACAUUGCAACCGCCGUCGCGCUGCUGCUAAGGGCGCUGUCCAUGGAAGGAGCCGCAAGGGGACUCCAGGCCUUUGCCUACGCAGACUGGAGCCACGUGCUAAGCGCGGAGAUGUGGUGUCAAGCUCUGUACACCUGCUUGGAAAGCGUGGGUGUCACGGGAACUGUUUACCUGGCCGUCCAGAGGCUCAACGCCUUCAAGAACAACUUCCACGAAGACGUGCUGUACGUGCUCGUGGCUGACACCGCUUGCAAGGGUAUCGGCACCUUCACUGCUUUCCUGUACCUCGGCUACUUGUCCGCCAGGAUGGGUGUCGAUGUCCCGUUGCUCAUUGAAUAUGGUGCGUAG
Messenger RNA from Rhipicephalus microplus (southern cattle tick), 1179 nucleotides. RefSeq names its product sodium-dependent proline transporter-like. NCBI's taxonomy places the organism in Eukaryota, Metazoa, Arthropoda, Arachnida, Ixodida, Ixodidae. The record is from RefSeq and is a predicted model, not a curated record.